Messenger RNA from Papilio machaon (common yellow swallowtail), 2185 nucleotides. RefSeq names its product endoribonuclease Dicer. NCBI's taxonomy places the organism in Eukaryota, Metazoa, Arthropoda, Insecta, Lepidoptera, Papilionidae. The transcript has 12 exons. Gene Ontology annotation, cellular component: RISC complex; nucleus; cytoplasm. Gene Ontology annotation, biological process: pre-miRNA processing; apoptotic DNA fragmentation; siRNA processing. Bases 1 to 2052 code for a protein of 683 amino acids. Gene Ontology annotation, molecular function: RNA binding; ribonuclease III activity; deoxyribonuclease I activity. The record is from RefSeq and is a predicted model, not a curated record.
AUGACAGCCAUCUUAACGAUACCACCACAUACUUACGAGUUUUCAGUUAUUUUCACCAUUGCGGCUAGUUCUGUUACAAAAAUAUACUUAGGCAAAGAAAAUCAUGUGACUAGAGAGCUAAAGUUCCGUAUGCAUGAAUGUAAUCUUUUACUAGCCACCCCCACUUUGGAAGAAGGGAUAGACUUACCCCGAUGCAACCUUGUACUGCGCUGGGACGUUCCUCCUUCGUAUCGUUCGCACGCGCUGUGCCGAGGCAGGGCUAGGGCUCCGAGGUCGUCUCUAGCACUACUAGCGGAGGCCCCACAACACAGUGAGAUGUUGUUGCACCAUCUCGCUAUAUAUAAAGAACUUGAUGAAAUAGUGACAAGGAAAUGCGGUUGCGGUAUACAAGAUGAACCUACCAGUGAAGAAGAAAGUUAUGCUGAUGAUUUAACAGCUAUUGUAAAAGCUUAUACUCCAAUGGAAAAUAAAAUGACACAAAUGAACACAGAAACAGUGAUAACACUAAAGAAUAAGAACGACGAAGGAAAUAAAGAAAAAAGACAAUCUAUUGAAGAUAAAAAGGAGAAUCUAGAAGAAUCUAGAAAUGAAAGAAGUAAUAAUACAGAUAGUGAUAAAGAUAUUGCAAAGAAUGAAAUUGAACUAGAUAGAAAUGAAACAGAAAGUGAUAGAAAUAAUGAAAUUAAUAUGAAAGAAGUUAGUACUAAAGAAGUAAAACAGAAUUUUGGAAAUAAAAUUAGUGUUAAUAGUAAUAAUGAUAAAAGUGAUAGUGAUUAUAAAAAUAUUGUAGUGGAUAGUGAAGUGAAUGAAAGAACAAUUAAAAAAAGUGACUCUGAUAGUAUAGCUAGUGUGGAUUUGAGUACAGCAAUAGCACUUAUUAACAGAUAUUGUGGUAAGUUACCAUCAGAUACAUUCACUCGUCUCGCCCCACAAUGGUGGAUGGAGGAGGUAUCACUGCCAGAUAGUGAGGGAAAUAUGAAGAAAGCAUAUAUCUGCACUCUUCGGUUACCUCUCAACUGUCCUGUCAAGUAUAAUAUUGUGGGUCAUCCGAUGCCAACGAGAGUGUUAGCCAGAAGAAUGGUGGCAUUACAAGCUUGUAGGAUAUUACACAAGAGCGGAGAACUUGAUAAUCAAUUGAUGCCUAUCGGUAAAGAAAACUUCAAGGCUGUAGAACUUGAAGGUACAGGGAACGGCAAUGGUAAUGGAAUAGAACCUAUAGACCCCAAUGACUCAGCGCGACCUGGCACUACGAAACGACGUCAGUAUUAUUAUAAACGGACAGCGUGCGCCUUCACAGAUUGUCAACCUGUUGUUGAUGCAACAGAUGAGGAAAUUGAAUCUGGUGAAUAUGACGCAUCCAAGAGACAUUUUAAACCGGGUGAAAAAAGAAACACCCUGUACGCUAUAGACUCUCGGCUGUGGUGUGCAUUACCGGAGCGCUACAACACGCGCGGGAGACGUCUGCACGCGCCGCAACACGCGAGACAAGCUAUAGGCAUACUGAUGGCAAGACAUAGAGCUGACAAGUUACAAAUUCCAGCAUUCCCUGUGUACACCAGAUCUGGUGAAGUUCGUGUAUCUGUGGAAUUGGCUGAAGAUGCCGACGUGAGAUUGUCACCGAGAAGAGCUCGUCUAGUUAGAAGAUUCAUGCGUUUCGUAUUUUCCGAUGUACUGAGGGUCCGAAGACGUGGUAUGAAAUUACAAAGUGAAGGAUCUACGCAUAAUAAUUAUUAUAUUGUGCCUACGAUUAAAACUUUAAAUGAAGAUGGAACCUCAAAAGUAGGCAUAGAUUGGUCAUUCCUAGAACUAAUAUUUAAACAUACGGAAGAAAAGAGAAAUCUAGAAGUGGAAAAACCAAUUUUCUUCCAACAAGAAGAAGAUGAAGUGAUUGAAGAGAAGAAAGUUGAAAAUAACGGGAAAGGUAAAGACGAACAAAUAAAGAAGAUGGAUAAUCCUCUGCUAAAAGAAGGGGAAACAUUUACUUUUGAUCCAGAGAAAUAUAAAGAAGCUGUUGUUACACCUUGGUAUAUAAAACAAUUGCCUAGUUCUUAGAUUAAUUAACGAUCAAUUAAUUAAAUGUGGCCGUAAUUAGACUUAAGGUUUUUUUUAAUUUGAUUAAAAAAAAACUAGUGUUACGAACGUACAAAGUCACGUGAAACCCUUUACUCAACACUAGAUGGCGUUA